AACUGAACCCAAGCCCUCUUUUCCUUCUCUUUCCUCCUCCCCCUCCUUUCUACUUCAGUUUCUGGCUUGAAAAGUUUCGAUCUUGAUCGACGAGCUUCGUGUUUCUUCAUCUGGGUCUUUUUGUUCAGACCGGAACCGAGGAUUGUCGCCAUGGAUGACAAGGGAGAGAUGGAUGCUGUGUUGAAAGAAGCUGUUGAUUUGGAGAAUGUUCCCAUGGCGGAGGUCUUCGAGACACUUCGCUGUGAUACGAAUGGUCUCUCGACAAAAGCUGCCGAACAACGUCUCGCCAUUUUUGGGCACAACAAGCUUGAGGAGAAACAGGAAAGCAAGUUCUUGAAGUUCUUGGGUUUCAUGUGGAACCCUCUUUCAUGGGUCAUGGAAGCUGCAGCAAUCAUGGCUAUUGCACUUGCCAAUGGUGGAGGGAAGCCUCCAGAUUGGCAAGACUUUGUCGGGAUCAUCGUCUUGCUUCUGAUCAACUCCACGAUCAGUUUCAUCGAAGAGAACAAUGCUGGUAAUGCCGCCGCUGCUCUGAUGGCUCAUCUGGCCCCGAAAACUAAGGUUCUUCGAGAUGGAAAGUGGAUAGAGGAGGAUGCAUCUAUUCUGGUUCCGGGCGAUAUAAUCAGCAUCAAACUCGGUGAUAUAAUUCCAGCAGAUGCUCGGUUGCUCGAAGGUGACCCUCUGAAAAUCGAUCAGUCUGCAUUGACAGGAGAGUCUCUCCCUGUAACCAAAGGUUCCGGAGACAGUGUGUACUCUGGUUCAACCUGCAAACAAGGAGAGGUUAAAGCCGUGGUUAUUGCAACCGGUGUUCACACCUUCUUCGGAAAGGCUGCUCACCUCGUGGACACGACAAAUCAAGUUGGUCACUUCCAGAAAGUACUGACUGCAAUAGGAAACUUCUGCAUAUGCUCUAUUGCUGUGGGCAUGGUAGUGGAGAUUGUCGUCAUGUACCCAAUCCAGCAGCGUGGAUACAGAGCUGGAAUUGAUAAUUUGCUGGUUCUGUUGAUCGGAGGAAUUCCCAUUGCCAUGCCUACGGUUUUAUCCGUGACAAUGGCUAUCGGGUCUCAUCGUUUGUCUCAGCAGGGAGCUAUCACAAAAAGAAUGACAGCGAUUGAAGAAAUGGCGGGCAUGGAUGUCCUUUGCAGCGAUAAAACCGGGACAUUGACAUUGAAUAAGCUCACAGUUGACAAAAACCUCAUUGAGGUUUUUGCUAAAGGGGUGGACAUAGAUACUGUUAUUCUAAUGGCAGCUCGAGCAUCCCGAGUCGAAAACCAGGACGCCAUUGAUACCGCUGUUGUUGGGAUGUUAGCUGAUCCAAAAGAGGCACGGGCCGGGAUUCAAGAAGUUCAUUUCCUUCCGUUCAACCCAACAGAUAAACGAACAGCUCUAACAUACCUCGAUAGUGAAGGUAAAAUGCAUCGGGUCAGCAAAGGUGCACCUGAACAGAUUCUGAAUCUUGUCCAUAAUAAGUUCGAGAUUGAACGUAGAGUUCACUCCACGAUUGAUAAAUAUGCAGAACGAGGCUUACGGUCUCUUGCAGUAGCAUACCAGGAAGUUCCCGAAGGAAAGAAAGAGAGUUCAGGAGGGCCAUGGCAAUUUAUUGGGCUCAUGCCUCUGUUUGAUCCUCCUAGACAUGACAGUGCCGAAACCAUACGAAGGGCACUGAAUCUCGGCGUAAAUGUGAAGAUGAUCACAGGUGAUCAACUGGCUAUAGCCAAGGAAACAGGACGCCGUCUUGGGAUGGGGACAAACAUGUAUCCUGCAGCAGCUUUGUUAGGACAGCACAAAGAUGAGUCUAUUGUCGCUUUACCUGUCGAUGAGUUAAUCGAGAAAGCUGACGGGUUUGCCGGUGUCUUCCCAGAGCACAAGUAUGAGAUUGUGAAACGGUUGCAAGCUCGGAAACACAUAUGUGGAAUGACGGGUGAUGGGGUGAACGAUGCUCCAGCGCUCAAGAAAGCGGAUAUAGGGAUAGCUGUUGAUGAUGCAACUGAUGCUGCUCGUAGCGCUUCUGAUAUUGUCCUGACAGAACCUGGUCUCAGCGUUAUAAUCAGCGCUGUCCUAACAAGCCGAGCAAUUUUCCAGAGGAUGAAGAAUUACACAAUAUAUGCAGUCUCCAUUACCAUCCGUAUUGUGCUCGGUUUCAUGUUACUAGCUCUCAUAUGGCAGUUUGAUUUCCCACCCUUCAUGGUGCUAAUCAUCGCUAUCCUCAAUGAUGGUACCAUCAUGACAAUCUCGAAGGAUCGGGUGAAACCUUCUCCUCAACCAGACAGCUGGAAGUUGGCUGAAAUAUUCACCACUGGUAUUGUUCUAGGCGGAUACCUGGCAAUGAUGACUGUCAUCUUCUUCUGGGCCGCCUACAAAACCGAUUUCUUUCCUAGAACGUUUAAUGUGACGAGUCUUCACAAGAAGGAUGUGAAGAAUUUCAAGAAACUUGCCUCUGCAAUAUACCUGCAAGUCAGCACGAUCAGCCAAGCACUGAUAUUUGUGACGAGAUCCCGUGGUUGGUCUUUUGCUGAGCGUCCCGGGAUAUUCCUCAUGGCGGCCUUUAUCGUAGCCCAGCUGGUCGCAACUUUGAUUGCUGUCUAUGCCAACUGGGGUUUUGCCUUCAUCGAAGGAAUCGGGUGGCGAUGGGCUGGUGUUGUGUGGCUAUACAACUUGAUCUUCUACUUUCCUCUUGAUCCCUUGAAGUUCUUUAUCCGUUACGCUCUGAGCGGAAGAGCCUGGGAUCUUGUCAUAGAACAAAGGAUUGCGUUCACAAGGAAGAAGGAUUUCGGGAAGGAAGAGCGUGAACUUAGAUGGGCACAUGCCCAAAGGACCCUCCACGGCCUUCAGCCACCUGAAACUGGGUUCACAGAACGAAGCAGCUACGUCGAGCUCAAUCGGCUGGCUGAAGAAGCAAAGAGGCGUGCUGAAAUCACUCGACUAAGAGAACUCAGGACAUUGAAAGGGCAUGUUGAAUCGGUGGUGAAGCUCAAGGGUCUGGACAUUGACACGAUUCAACAGUCUUACACUGUUUGAAGCUGGAACAGCAACAAGACCAAGAUCAUGCUUCUUGCUUAAUUUCUUGGAUGGUUAAAUGCUGUGCUCUGGUACGUGAGCGGUGAGGUGAACCUGAACCACCUAUAUACAUACAUACAUACAUACAUAUGUAUCUGCGUGUAUAUAUAUGUCAGAGAGCCCCCAAAGAUGUAGCUGCACAUCUCCGUAAUAGCUCUUCUAUGGUUUCCUA
Molecule: messenger RNA, 3226 nt
Organism: Tarenaya hassleriana
Lineage: Eukaryota; Viridiplantae; Streptophyta; Magnoliopsida; Brassicales; Cleomaceae
Product: ATPase 4, plasma membrane-type-like
Exons: 22
Coding region: 151-3015 (954 amino acids)
Biological process (GO): proton export across plasma membrane; regulation of intracellular pH
Cellular component (GO): plasma membrane
Molecular function (GO): P-type proton-exporting transporter activity; ATP binding; ATP hydrolysis activity
Source: RefSeq, a predicted model, not a curated record